GUAGAAUGUUCAAAGAGGACCCGGAAAUAACAGAGGAAUGUUGUGUAGAAGUGGGUAGGGACACAAGGUUCAUUUUUUGGAAAUGAAACUGUAACUGUUAGUCAACACGAGUAAUUGUCUGUUUCAAUCAGAGUAGCUACGAAUAUAUCGCCGACAGUAUGACCGCACUGUGCAAUAAAUCAGACCAAGAAAUCAAGGACCUGCUGGAUGAGUAUGGAAUUAAGCAUGGGCCUAUCGUUGACACUACAAGACCACUGUAUGAGAAGAAGCUGAAAGAAGCCAUGACCAAAGCCAAGGUCACCGUGACAACACCAUCUCCAGACAGAACCUUCUACAGAGAGGACCAGGAAGAAGUCACCUACGUUACCUAUCAGACACCAGUUAGCAGUGAGGGGCCUUCUGGAGAUGGGAAACCCUACAUGAGAUCAAGACCAGAGUACAGCGAGAGGGACCGGGUGGAUGAUAAACCCUAUUCAAGACCAGUGUACAGCGAGAGGGACCGGGUGGAUGAUAAACCCUAUUCAAGACCAGUGUACAGCGAGAGGGACCGGGUGGAUGAUAAACCCUACAUGAGAUCAAGACCAGAGUACAGCGAGAGGGACCGGGUAGAUGAUAAACCCUAUUCAAGACCAGUGUACAGCGAGAGGGACCGUGUGGAUGAUAAACUCUAUUCGAGAUCAAGACCAGAGUACAGCAGCGGAAGACAGUACAUUGAUGAGCCCCUUGUCUACAACACACUGUCGCCUUCAUCAUCAUCAUCAUCCUACUCCAAACCAACGCCUGUGGUGAAGUCUGGAGGUGGAGUUGUGAAGAAGGAAAAAACAACGAGCUCUGGGAGACUGAUCCCUCUCUGGAUCCAGUUCCUGGUCUUCCUGAUCUUAGCCGGGUUCCUCUACUUCAUAUUCACCAACAUGGAGUCUGCAGAGAGUAGCCCCUUUAACAAAAUCCAAUGAUCAAAUGUACAAAUAAAAGUACAUCUGGGAUGUGUUCAUUAGGCAAGAAACGGUCCAAAACGGGGAAGUACUAUUUCAACUUGCGCUAUAAGAAUCGCUCAUUUGGACAAUGUUUUUAAAAUGUUUCAUUACGUGUGUAUCCUAAUGAAUACGACCCAGUUUUCAUAUUUUACAACUAUAUUAUGGCACUUCCCGUGCCUGUUUUUCUUUUAACUCUUUUUGCGUGUUCUUUAUAUAAGGUGACUGGCAUUGGGUUCUGGGAACUUUACUAUUGGUGAAAGGAAAGCCAUAACGUUUCCUCCUGUCCCAACUCCUAUUGUAGUUACUAGAUGGUGAUGUGUGUAUAUAUAGUGUUCUGUUUAUCAUAGAACUACCUUAGGGUGCUUCUACUGUGGGUAAUAGUGAAGCCACAUUCCCUCACAGUACUAUCUUCAUCUUCACAAAUGUAGAGCCCACGGCCCACAGUAAAUGUAUAUGAUACUGGCUAUUGGGUAUGAUUUGGUAAUGGCUAUUUGUGUAAAAGUCCUGACACAAUGAGCCAUCUAGUUGUAUAGUCUUGCUUAGUCAGCCAGAUGCAGUAUCCUCACAUUCUCUCUGCAUUCUUGAGGGUAUACAGUACUACAAAGCAGUACUGUAGCUUGAAAUGGGCAUGGGGGGGGGGUCUAAUUGACUCAACAACCAAAAACACAUUAAGUUUAGCUGGAAAAUCUCUAGUUAUUUCGUUAGUUGGCUAACUCAUGGAUCCUGUAUUGUAGGAGAACCCCAGCCCACCUGGCAUUAAAGUUCUAAAUAACGUUACAAAGUUCUAAAUUAUAUUAAAGUUCUAAAUGAUAUUAAAGUUCUAAAUGACAUUACAAAGUUCUAAAUGAUAUUAAAGUUCUAAAUGAUAUUAAAGUUCUAAAUGAUAUUAAAGUUCUAAAUGACGUUACAAAUUUCUAAAUGAUAUUAAAGUUCUAAAUGGCGUUUUAAAGUUCGAAAUGAUGUUACAAAAUUCUAAAUUACAUUAAAGUUCUAAAUGAUAUUACAAAAUUCUAAAUUAAAUUAAAGUUCUAAGUGACGUUAAAGUUCUAAAUGAUAUUAAAGUUCUAAAUGGCGUUUUAAAGUUCUAAAUGACGUUACAAAAUUCUAAAUUACAUUAAAGUUCUAAACAAGGCAACUGUAAACAGAUCCAUAGCCCCUUCGAUUUAAUUGUGGGGGGCAAUAACAGUUCUAAAUGAAGUGCCUUUAGCAUUUUGAACUGUUAAUGAUUUCUAUCCAUACAUUUAUAGAAAUGUAAUUACUGUGGUGGGUAUAUGGUCAUUUUAAAUGUACUGUGAGUUGUGGUUUUGUUAGACAUACUCGUGUUAACGCCUGACGUCACCAUAAGACAUGCCACGGCUUUUUAUUUUUUUUACACCUGCAGUAUCAUUUGUAAUAGUAACUUUUUAAAGUUUUCAGACACUUGUCUGUUUUAUCAGAGGAGAUCACUUUGGUCACACAAGAAUGUUUAUAAGCACAGGCUGUGUCCUAUGUAGGCAAUAGGAUGCCAUUUAGGACAGACCCAGUUUACAAAUGAAAAUACUUUCAGCAGGACAGUAACUGUUUACAUAGAUUUUUCUGACUGUUCAGAUAUAUUUUGUAUCCAGCCAUUGGGUCACUCAUAGGAUUCUCCAACUUUAAAAUAAAUGUUUUUAUAUCAAA
Molecule: messenger RNA, 2633 nt
Organism: Salmo salar (Atlantic salmon)
Lineage: Eukaryota; Metazoa; Chordata; Actinopteri; Salmoniformes; Salmonidae
Source: RefSeq, a predicted model, not a curated record